CAACGAGCUGGAGAAGCGCUUCAACAAACAGAAAUAUUUGGCCAGCAGCGAGAGAGCGACUCUGGCGAAGCAACUGAACAUGACCGACGCGCAGGUCAAGACUUGGUUCCAGAACAGACGGACUAAGUGGAGACGCCAAAUAGCAGAAGAGCGAGAGACAGACCGGCACCACACAAACCGCAUCCUCCUGAGCCUGCAGAGCAACGGAAUGCUUAGCGAGACCCAGGCCGCGCCGCUGUACAACACCAACGCUUCGCUCUGUGCGCUCGAGAACAUCAAACCUUGGGCGGAGCGCAACACCCUUCCGCCCUCUGGUGGUGAGGAUAAUGAACCUUCGUCGUUAUCAGCAGCGGCGUUAGCUGCUGAUUCCGUAGUACCAGUAGGCGCUGACGCUGAUACUUUUAAUACGGUUGCCGAUGCAACUGAUACAAUGAGCAAAUCUAGCAGUCGUAGCAACAGUCCUGCUCCCAUGUCACCGAUGUCAUCGUAAAUUAAGCAUUAGAGUUUCUGCUUCAAAGUUUGAUGUGCUUUAGUCUUGUUAUAAAAUGUACAUGACGAAUAACAGUAGAUUUUACGCCAUUAUAUGUAAUCUCAGUCGUCAUUCCACGGCAGACGAUACUUUUUAGGCGCUGCAAGAUAGAAUUAUAGUAUUUUUAUUUAACCUCACCAUGACAUUUACAGGUGAAAUUUGUUUUUUAUAAUAAUUAAACUAAAAUUAGUAGGCAAAUCAAUUAACGUCACGAAUAGUUAGUUUGAUCUUUAAUAUUAGUUUGAUCUUUAACCAUUGUUAUUCGGUUUCUUUGGGCUGUCGUCAACAGCACUUUCCGUUUGAGAAGUGGCAAGUUUACUUCGUAAUGAAAAUUAGGGGUGAACUUGAAUUAAAGUGACCGUCAAUUAUAAAAAAGCAAAUAUAUUUCAACUGAGUGCUGUAAAUGCGUUUAGUAACCGUUAAAUGGCCAUUUAUAAUCAGCAAAUAAUUUCUCACUGGGUGCCAUACAUGCAUGCACUUAGCACACUAGUGUAGGUGCUCGUUGUACAGCACAUUAAUUGCAAAUUAUGACCAUCUUGCACCGCGGGUUAUUUUAUAAUUAUUUAUUUCAUAACAUUGUCCUGUGUUAGAUAGAUUAUGUGUGAUUGUGAACUAUGGUAAAGUAAAUACGUGUGUUGUCACUGCAAAUAAUCUAAUGGCAUUUCACUCAUGCGGCAUUCCUUGAAGUUAUAUAUGAAAGAUUGGUGUUGUAUGUAAGAAAUUUUUUAUUAUAAUGAUGGGAUGCUAGCAGGUGAAUUCUAUAAUUUGAAUAAUUGGAUAUUGAAAUAUAAUAAUUUUUUGUACAAAGUUAGGGGAAUAUCUUCAAGGUAUUUGGAGGUAUAAGGUUCAGUAAAUGUUUUGCAUCAUUCGCUGCUGUCGAUCGGUGAACAUUCUCGUUGAGAUGAGGGAUUCCCAAAAAUUUGGGCGUGAGGCCCUUUCAGUUGAUACACAAACAUUUUUUAUUAUAGUAAAUUUUUUUGUUAGUUAUUUUUAAUCGCGCAAGAAUUUUUAGUGACGGACAAGAUAAUCGGGCAAUGAUUUGCUGCUGUCGCCACACGGUCCACGCACUUAUCUUGACCCAGUCUGCCCCGGGAAAAAGGACGUAUCAGUGCUACACGCAGCUAGUGUGUCACUAUUUAGACAAGAUGACCUAAAUAUAUUUUUGAGUGUAUUAUUAAACUAAAACAGUAUACUACCUCAACGCAUAAAUAUCAAUAACGCAAUAACAUAAAUGUCAAUAAAUAAAUGUUGAUGUAGUGCAAAAAUAUCAAUGUAUAGUACCAGAUAGCAGCUGCUAAUAUAGGUUAAAUGAGUAGUGUCCUACUAGCUGGACCGGUACGUGCAGUCAGAAAAUGAAUGGCUCGUAUUGUCCAAGAAGUGACACUUUCUAGCACUGAUACGCACUUUACUCGGUUAGAAACUGAGUCAGAAAACCCAUACAGAGGCAAUAAGUGCAUCGCUAUUCGGACAAGUCUCUCUCAUUCUUCUGAGUGUGUUGCUAGAACACAAAAAGUUCGGAAAUCACAGCAUGUACGUAGAUUAGUAUCGUAAAAUGUGUACAUUAUCGUUCAUGACUUGAUAUGAAGAAAACACAUUGCCCAUAGCUUGUUGAGCAAUGCGUGCCAUGAGAAACCUAAGUCAACGAAUGGUGUUAAUUUCACGGUUUAACUUCAAGCAAUUUUUAAAAUUUAGAGAUGGAAAUUGAGUAGAUAUAGUGUCGAAUUUUUUAAGUGAACUUCAUUUUGAGUGCAAUGCAAACUAUUAUGAAUAUCUAUGCAUGUGACUUGAUUAUGCAACAGAUGAUUUACUUCCCAUUUGAUAAAAUUAUGAUUUUUUGGAAUCACUCGAAAUUUUCGUACUGAAAAAAAGUAAAAUCGAUAUUAUAAGGUGAAUAAUCAAAUGCUCGAAAAAUCAGGAUCCUGGAAAAAUAUGUAAGCUGAACAAAAACUUGCCACAAGAAAGACCUGAGAUUUCGUAUAAUUAUUAAUUUAUAAUUUUGAGAAAGCUACAAAUACAAGGGUGGUGUAUGGAUAAAUUAUUGGCAAGCAAGAGAGUUUAAUGAACAGUUAAAUAAAUUGAGUGAAAAAAACCCUCUCAAGAAUUUGUAAAAGAUAAGAAAAGAAAAAAUUUUUACUAGUAAUAUUGUAUUAUUAUAUGGAUCUAUACAAUGACAUCAAUAUAAUGCAACUUGAUUAAUUCAGCUGUAAAAAUAAAGGCCCGGGAUGACAUAUGUUAAAGUGAUGAACUUAGCAUUUUUAGCAUUUAAUUUCAAUUUCGUUUUUAUUCAGACAGACAAAUUGUUAUAUCAAAUUCUGUAAUUUAUUUAACUUAUUCCAUAACUUGUUAAACCUUUUAACUUUAAUAACUUAUUCUGUAAAUAGAUGUUUGCGGAAGACUAAAUUUCUACUUGAAUUUUUUAAAUCUCAGCCUUUGCAUAAUUGUGUAUAGAUGAAUAUGGAAAUUAUUUUAAAUUGAGUUUUCUCAGAAAAAUACGUUCUUAGAGAGGAAAAUUAAUGUCUUUUUUUAAAAAGUUAUAUAAUCCAAGAAAAUGUUUGAGCAGCGAAUACAGCAUGAAUUAUCAUUAAUGUUUUGUUCAAAAGCCUUUAGAAAUAUGACAUUAAAGGUUUAUUCAACAUUAUCACAUUCUUUACAUUAUAUGUUUCUGCCAGGGACGUUUGUUAGAAGCGCAGUGGCUAGCCCUCACUAAGUAGAAUGAAUGUGUCACAUUGUCUAAAUAGUGGCACACUUUCUCACCCACAGUGCUAGCAGAUGUAGCUGUCGCAUCAAUGGUUCAUCGUUCUUUAAAAAGUGUAUCGUUUUUUUACAAAGUCUCACCCACUUCUCUUUGUGGCUUCAGUCAUAGUUAUAAUGUAAAUGAUCUCAAUCAAUUAUUCAGACUUCCCAUUAAUAUUCUUUUUGAUGUCAAUUUAAAUAAUACUAAUUAAAACGAGAAGU
Hyalella azteca is the source of this 3484-nucleotide messenger RNA. Its product is annotated as T-cell leukemia homeobox protein 2-like. NCBI's taxonomy places the organism in Eukaryota, Metazoa, Arthropoda, Malacostraca, Amphipoda, Hyalellidae. Gene Ontology annotation, biological process: animal organ development; regulation of transcription by RNA polymerase II. The record is from RefSeq and is a predicted model, not a curated record. The transcript has 2 exons. Bases 80 to 490 code for a protein of 136 amino acids. Gene Ontology annotation, molecular function: RNA polymerase II cis-regulatory region sequence-specific DNA binding; DNA-binding transcription factor activity, RNA polymerase II-specific. Gene Ontology annotation, cellular component: nucleus.